UGUGGAUAAGCGAGGAGGGCGGGGAUUGGAGGACCGGCGGUGAGGUCACUUUCCACUUUAGGUGGCGUUCCGCUCGGGCGGCUGUACGGAGGGGUCCCGGGAACAUUCGACGAGACUCCUCGGUCCCUCGGCCCUUGGAAGUGCAAUGAGAUCGGUUAGCUACGUGCAGCGCGUAGCCCUGGAGUUUAGCGGGAGCCUCUUCCCACACGCAAUCUGCCUGGGAGACGUGGACAACGAUACCUUAAACGAACUGGUGGUGGGAGACACCAGCGGGAAGCUGUCGGUGUAUAAGAAUGAUGACAGCCGUCCGUGGCUCACCUGCUCCUGCCAGGGAUUGCUGACCUGCGUUGGGGUUGGAGAUGUCUGUAAUAGAGGCAAGAACCUGGUGGUGGCGGUGAGUGCUGAAGGCUGGUUUCUCUUGUUCGACCUGACCCCAGCCAAGGUCCUGGAUGCUUCUGGGCACCAUGAGACCCUUGUGGGAGAGGAGCAGCGUCCAGUCUUCAAGCAGCACAUCCCUGCCAACACCAAGGUCAUGCUGAUCAGCGAUAUAGACGGAGAUGGGCGCUGCGAGCUGGUGGUGGGUUACACAGACCGCGUGGUGCGGGCUUUCCGUUGGGAAGAUCUGGGUGAGGGCACUGAGCAUCUGACUGGGAAGCUGGUGUUGCUCAAGAAAUGGAUGCUGGAGGGUCAGGUGGACAGUCUCUCAGUGACACCAGGGCCCCUGGGUGUUCCUGAACUGAUGGUGUCCCAGCCAGGCUGUGCCUAUGCAAUUCUACUGUGUACCUGGAUCAAGGACGCUGAGUCCCCCCCUGCCUCCGAGGGGAUCACGGAAGGCAGCCAGGAGACCCCCACUGCCCCCCGAGACGUGGUGCUGCACCAGACCUCUGGACGCAUCCACAACAAGAAUGUCUCCACCCGUCUCAUAGGCAGCAUCAAACAAGGCCACGGCCCUGAGAGUGGUGGCUCUGGCCUCUUUGCCCUCUGUACCCUGGACGGCACCCUGAAGCUCAUGGAAGAAGCGGACAAGCUUCUGUGGUCGGUGCAGGUGGAUCACCAGCUUUUCGCCCUAGAGAAGUUAGACGUCACAGGCAAUGGACAUGAGGAGGUGGUGGCUUGUGCCUGGGACGGACAGACGUAUAUUAUUGAUCACAACCGCACGGUUGUCCGCUUCCAGGUGGAUGAAAAUAUCCGCGCCUUCUGUGCAGGCCUGUACGCCUGCAAAGAGGGCCGCAACAGCCCCUGCCUCGUGUACGUCACGUUCAACCAGAAGAUCUACGUGUACUGGGAGGUGCAGCUGGAACGGAUGGAGUCAACCAACCUGCUGAAACUGCUGGAGGCUGAGCCAGAGUACCAGAGCCUGCUGCUGGAGCUGGGCGUGGAUCCUGAUGACCUCACUGCGGCCCGUGCCCUGCUUCACCAGACGCUCUACCAUCCUGACCGGCCCCUGCCACGGGCUCUCUCCAGCCUCCAGGGCCCCACCUAGCUGGACUUGCCCAAGGGAUCCGUGGUAUUGGCAGGACAGGGACCGUGCAUUAUAGAACAGCCUCUGUAUGGGCCUGGAAGGUUGGUGGCCUCCCUGUGGUGAACGUGAAUGAUUUAGACCUUGCGACCUUUUGGUGAAAGACACACAAGUUCCCCCUUGGUCAGUCUCCCCGUGUACUGCACCAUCACAUCAGUGGAGCUGUAGGAUCCCGGCCUUGUUCCAGAUCAUCUGGGCCUGCCUGCCCCCACCCCCACACCCCCAGACCCCCAGAGCUCCCAACUUUCAUGUGGACAACAGAGACUUGUUUGUGAGGAGGGUGCACGAAUCUUUUGCAUGGCCCCAAUGCCCAUAAAGAAAGCAGGCUUCAGGGCUCGGGGGUGGCGGAGGCGAGGGCUGCUCCCCCUGCCAGGCUGCGUCUUCCAGGGCACAGCUCCAGGUCACUGACAUUACAACAGUACAAGAACGGCAGACAGUGUCACUAGCCACUUCUGCUUUGCUUUGCUUUGGUUUUAAGGGCUCUUGCAGGACAUUUUACAGUCCGGGUCUUACUCUGUCCCUGGCAACCCUGAGAUGAUUUUCCUCAGUUUAUUGAAAAACACUGGGUCAGUGUUUUUGUUUUGUUUUGUUUUGUUUUGUUUCUGAACUUUGCCAUAUAUUCCAAGUAUUAGGAGCUUCUUAAUCCUUGCCCCCAUUCCUCCUACCACCCACUUCCCCCCAAAUAAGACAAUAAAACAACAGAUAUUUAAAAGCUGGCA
Messenger RNA from Choloepus didactylus (southern two-toed sloth), 2238 nucleotides. RefSeq names its product integrin alpha FG-GAP repeat containing 2 (gene ITFG2). NCBI's taxonomy places the organism in Eukaryota, Metazoa, Chordata, Mammalia, Pilosa, Megalonychidae. Gene Ontology annotation, molecular function: protein binding. Bases 146 to 1483 code for a protein of 445 amino acids. Gene Ontology annotation, cellular component: KICSTOR complex. The record is from RefSeq and is a predicted model, not a curated record. Gene Ontology annotation, biological process: regulation of TOR signaling. The transcript is spliced from 12 exons.